Messenger RNA from Plutella xylostella (diamondback moth), 872 nucleotides. RefSeq lists its product as uncharacterized. The record is from RefSeq and is a predicted model, not a curated record. NCBI's taxonomy places the organism in Eukaryota, Metazoa, Arthropoda, Insecta, Lepidoptera, Plutellidae.
UAAAUGUUAUGUUGUGGAUUUCGCAAAUUAAUAUUUUUCAUCUAUUGUUAUAAUUAUUCGUAUAUAAAGAAAAACUGCUUGUUUAUGCAUAUGACAAUAAUCAAAACAUUUAACCUACCAUAACAUCUAUCUGAGUCCACUGUCCAACAAUCGUCGUACACGAUGUCUUCAUUCCACGAAAGGCAAAAAAGUCUGUUCCAAACACUAGAGGCAGCAGAAGAACAAUACAGCUUCUCUAAGACCAACAAGGCAGAAACCCCAAACGACUACGGUGUCAUUGACAGACGAACAUACAAGAAGAUAAAACAUGACAUGAAACAGUUCAGAAAUCGAGAGAGCAUAUUCAAAAGGCCUGAGGCGUCUUUACGCCAGUGUCUGCGCCCCAAGACUGUGCCUGAUCACAUAAAGAAUCCCAAGGGCUAUGUUUACUACUCACUUGCUGAUGUCACAUCAGACCAAAUGUCAGAUGCCUCCAACACCAGCACCGCGCUUGCACUCAUCCGAGAGAUGGAGGACAGACAAGCCAAUGAAAUCAAAAUGGAGGAAGAUUCAGCCGAUGAUGCAGUCUUCAAAAAGCCUACCUUCUGCAUCUCUGCUCGAGUGAAGAAAGAACAGCCAGAAGAAGAAGAGAAAAUAGUUUUUAAAAGCAACAAAAUGAUUAUGCCUGAAUAUGUUGUUGGUGCCGCACAGAAGAAAAUUAAAAAGGAAAGGCUAGUGAAAGAGCCCAAAAAUAGUGCAGACAAGAUCAAAAAUGCUGAACUCAAGUUACAACAUCUGUAUGAGGAGGAGGAUUGAUAUUUUACAAAUUUCUUGAAUAUAAUAUACAAGUUACUGUACUUUAGGUAUUUAAUUAUAAGGACUUUUUGAAUAGA